UUCUUUCUCCCUCCACCCUUACAUUCUCUUUUUCUCUCUCUACACUCACCCAUGGACGACUCCCACAACAGGAAGCGACUUCGCCACCACUCCCACUCCCACUCCCCAAAGCACCCCCGACUUUGUUCUAACUCCUCCGACACUCACCCACUUGACUCGCCCCAGUUUCAACUCUCCCGCGUCGACCCGGACCUUCUCAACAUGCUCAAUGAUGCCGAGAACGUCACGGAGCGUGACCCUACCAUGCAGGGUCUUGACUCUGUUAUUAAGAGUUUCGAGGAAGAAAUACUUUCUCCGCUUCCGAACCCGAAUCUAGCGUCCGAAGCAGAGGUGUUUAAUCCGAACCUAGGGUACUUGUUGGAAGCAUCCGACGACGAGCUAGGGUUGCCGCCGGCGGUAGCGCCCGGCGAGGAUGCGACAAAUCCCCAAACACUUGAUUCGGGCCGGGUUGGAUCUGACGGAGUGGAUCUGACUGGGUUCCUAGGGUUUGAAGAUGAUAUCGUGAACUGCGGAGGGUUUGGGUUAACUGGUUACGAUGAUGUGGAAGGUGACGGUGGUGGUUAUGUGACGAUAGAUGGAUUGUUUGACUAUGCGGAACCCGGUGCCGAUAUUCUGUGGCGAUCGGAGUCGUUGCAGGCGAUGUAGUUGGUUGGAAAGAUUAAUUAAUUAAUUAAUUAAUUAACAUUUGGCUAAUGAAGGUGUACAAAGAGAUAUCUAGGAAUUACGUCCCACAGAUAACAUAAGUGGGUUAGAUUAGAUGUCAAUUUAUUUUAGUUCUUGGCUAAAGACUUGUUCUUUAAUCUUCUUUUAGCAAAAAUGUUGCUUAAAUGGGAAUCUAGAAAUGGUUAAAAUUAAAAUCCUUGCUGUCCUUAGUGAAACUGGAGAAUGAUCUAUAAUAGAACCAGAUUUUCAAUCCUUUUAUGUUUUU
Messenger RNA from Glycine soja, 928 nucleotides. RefSeq lists its product as uncharacterized. NCBI's taxonomy places the organism in Eukaryota, Viridiplantae, Streptophyta, Magnoliopsida, Fabales, Fabaceae. The transcript has a single exon. The record is from RefSeq and is a predicted model, not a curated record. The coding region runs from base 52 to 645 and encodes 197 amino acids.